Messenger RNA from Staurois parvus, 1014 nucleotides. Lineage: Eukaryota; Metazoa; Chordata; Amphibia; Anura; Ranidae. The record is from the annotation of a GenBank genome assembly.
AUGAUCGAACAGAGCAAGAGGAAAGGGAUGGAGCUGGUCACUGUGACUGCUAAAAAGCCGAGGAAUGAGCUGGUGGCAUCGGGACCACCAAGAUCAUCCAGUCUCCAAGCGCCUAUUAUGCUGUUAUCUGGACACGAAGGAGAAGUAUACUGCUGCAAAUUUCAUCCCAAUGGGCUUACACUUGCUUCAGCAGGAUUUGACCGAUUAAUCCUUCUGUGGAAUGUGUAUGGGGAAUGUGACAACUAUGCAACCCUAAAGGGUCAUAGUGGAGCUGUGAUGGAAUUGCAUUACAAUACAGAUGGCAGCUUGCUGUUCUCUGCGUCAACUGAUAAAACCGUUGCAAUUUGGGACUGUGAAACUGGAGAGAGAGUGAAGAGGCUAAAAGGACACACAUCAUUUGUGAAUUCCUGUUAUCCUGCCAGGAGGGGUCCACAGCUCAUCUGUACAGGCAGUGAUGAUGGGACAGUGAAGCUUUGGGACUUCAGGAAAAAGGCAGCAGUGCAGACUUUCCAAAAUACAUAUCAAGUAUUAUCCGUUACCUUCAACGACACCAGUGACCAGAUUAUCUCAGGAGGCAUAGAUAAUGAUAUAAAGGUGUGGGAUCUAAGACAGAACAAGCUGAUGUAUACAAUGAGAGGUCAUGGUGAUUCUGUAUCAGGCCUCAGUCUUAGUUCUGAAGGUUCUUACUUGCUCUCGAAUGCAAUGGAUAACACAGUCCGCAUAUGGGAUGUUCGCCCAUUCGCCCCAAAGGAAAGAUGUGUAAAAAUUUUUCAAGGAAAUGUGCACAAUUUUGAAAAGAAUCUGUUGCGUUGUUCCUGGUCUUCAGAUGGCAGCAAAAUAGCAGCUGGAUCAGCAGACAGGUUUGUGUAUGUUUGGGACACCACCUCCCGCAGGAUUCUAUAUAAGCUUCCAGGCCAUGCAGGCUCUGUCAAUGAAGUUGCCUUCCACCCUGAAGAGUCAGUUGUUCUGUCUGCUUCCAGUGACAAAAGACUAUAUAUGGGUGAAAUCCAAUGA